Messenger RNA from Suillus fuscotomentosus, 858 nucleotides. RefSeq lists its product as uncharacterized. The coding region runs from base 1 to 858 and encodes 285 amino acids. The transcript has 3 exons. Lineage: Eukaryota; Fungi; Basidiomycota; Agaricomycetes; Boletales; Suillaceae. The record is from RefSeq and is a predicted model, not a curated record.
AUGGUUCCUGGGAAGGCCAGUCGCUUUGUCUGCAGGCCAUGCAACCGCCACUAUGAGCUGAAGCUCGCUACCGGAGUAAGACCCACAAGUGAACAUGCUCCCGACCCUCGCAUAAUCCAACAAUCGGUCAAUGCUGCACAAAGAUCAUCAUCCAUGCAUCCACCUCCUGUUAUUGCAACAUCUUUCAGACACAGGGUAGGAUCAAAUGUGACCAUCCCUUCUAGCUGGCACCAUGGUGAUGCACAUGUCCAACAAUCUUGCUCAGGCCUCCAUGGUCAUGAUGCAUGCCCUGCUGCUUACUCUUUAGGCCUUCCAGGGUACUCAGCCCAUCAUACCAUGUAUGGUGCAGAGUGGGAGUGCUGGGCUAAGCAGGCAUACUCCAUUCCUUCUGCAGAGACCAUCAGCUUAGAGAUUUCGGCCAUUCACGAAGGUGGCAACAAGAGGAAGGGCGGCCAUAGUGUUUCCUUUGGGAACAUCUGUGAGGGCAAGAAGGAUAUUGAUACUCAGAUUGAUACACCCUGGCUCGUCACCCUGGCUCUUGAGAUGGUCAGGCCAAAGAUUUCGGCUUUUGCACUGGGAUUUCCAUGGCGCGAGGAUGAAUUUAUCAUUCAUGAUGGGGGAUGGGUGGAUUUGUCAACUCAUCCACCAAAUUUCACUUACUUCUACAAACAAUGUGUCCAACCUUCUCAUACUAAAGGCCCAUGCAUUUCGGUAUUCAAGACCAAACAGUUUCAACUGUCAGUUGUCGUGCCUAUGGCUCAGUGGGAUGAGUAUGAGUCAUGGCUUGAAAAGAUUGAAGAACUUCGGGUUCAUCCUUAUCUACCUACUGAAACAGGACCACCACUCACUCAUACUUAG